CGCAUCGCGCAACCUCAACUAUGGGUUCUCUGGAUGCGCCCAAGCGACCCAACUUCCUGGUCAUUGUCGCCGACGACCUGGGCUUCUCUGACGUCAGCUCCUUCGGCAGCGAGAUCGCGACGCCCAACAUCGACCGGAUAGCAAAGAACGGAGUGCGCUUCACGGAUUUCCACGCAGCUGCAGCAUGUUCGCCUACACGGUCUAUGCUGCUAUCUGGAACCGACCACCACAUUGCUGGGAUCGGUACGAUGGGCGAGAACAUUACAGAGUUCCAACGUGGCAAGCCGGGAUACGAAGGAUACCUCAAUGAUAGAGUGGCUGCUCUUCCAGAGCUGCUCCACGAUGCUGGAUACUUGACACUGAUGGCUGGAAAGUGGCAUCUCGGACUGCCGCGGGAGAGGUGGCCUUGCGCGCGUGGCUUCGAUCGUUCAUUUUCGCUGCUUCCUGGAGCCGCCAAUCACUACGGCUGGGAGCCACAGCUGGAGGAUGGAGACGGCAAGCCGCGUCCAUUCAAGUCAACCACUGUCUUGUACGUCGAGGACGACGAGCAGAUAGCGCCGAAGGACCUGGCAGAGAGGUACGGGCGGGACGGGGUUUUCUACUCCAGCGACGCUUUCGCAGACAGGAUGGUGCAAUACCUCGACGAGCGGUCCGACGCAGACAAGGAGAAGCCUUUUUUCGCAUAUCUGCCAUUUUCCGCCACGCAUUGGCCCUUGCAAGCGCCACAAGAGGACAUUGACGUGUUUCGUGGGAAAUACGAUGCCGGGCCAGAAGCGUUGCGGCAGUCGCGCAUCAAGAAGCUAAAAGCAAUGGGCCUCGUUCCUGAGCAUGUCGUGCCACAUCCCGUCGUGGCGCCGCAUCAAGAUUUGGAGCCAAAGGAAGAGCGAUUCUUGUCGCGAGAGUGGGAGACGCUCUCGGCCGACGAAAAAGCCUACUCUUCGCGCACAAUGGAAGUAUUCGCCGCCAUGGUGCGGCGCAUGGACACCUGCAUCGGACAGGUUCUUGACAAGCUGGAGGCGACGGGAGAGCUAGACAACACUCUCGUCCUUUUCAUGUCCGACAACGGCGCAGAAGGACUUCUGCUAGAAGCCAUCCCCGUCAUCAACGAGAACAUCUUCGACCACAUCCGGAAAUACUACGACAACAGCAUCCCCAAUAUCGGCAAUCACAACAGCUACACCUGGUAUGGCCCGCACUGGGCUAGCGCCGCGACAGCUCCGAGCCGAUUAUACAAGUUCUUCGCGACUGAAGGCGGGAUCCGGGUCCCUUUCAUCCUCUCCUAUGCGCCCCUAACCAACGACCACGCAUCCUGCAUCUCCCACGCCUUUGCCACAGUCAUGGACAUUGCGCCCACGCUCCUCGACCUCGCACACGUGCCUCACCCCGGUUCGGCACCGUUCCGCGGCCGCGCGGUCGCGCCCCUGCGUGGUGUCUCGUGGGUGCCGUACCUGACGCGCAACCCCACCGAUGCGGACGUGCGUAUCCACGCCGAGGAUGCUGUGCAGGGCUGGGAGCUUUUUGGCCGGAUGGCGGUAAGGCGGGGGAAGUGGAAGGCGGCAUUUGUGCCUGAGCCGCAUGGACCGAGCGCGUGGCAGCUGUAUGACUUGGAGGCGGAUCCGGGCGAGACAAGGGAUCUGGCGGCGGAGGAGGGGGAGAGGCUACAGGAGCUGUUGAAGGAGUAUGAGGCAUAUGUGCAGGAGGUGGGGGUCGUGGGCGAGGCGCCGCAGUAUGGGACGCUGGUUGCGAAGUGA
This is a messenger RNA of Aplosporella prunicola CBS 121167, 1751 nucleotides long. RefSeq lists its product as uncharacterized. Gene Ontology annotation, molecular function: arylsulfatase activity. Bases 21 to 1751 code for a protein of 576 amino acids. The record is from RefSeq and is a predicted model, not a curated record. Lineage: Eukaryota; Fungi; Ascomycota; Dothideomycetes; Botryosphaeriales; Aplosporellaceae. The transcript has 4 exons.